Cynoglossus semilaevis (tongue sole) is the source of this 1288-nucleotide messenger RNA. Its product is annotated as C-type mannose receptor 2-like. Bases 1 to 657 code for a protein of 218 amino acids. The record is from RefSeq and is a predicted model, not a curated record. NCBI's taxonomy places the organism in Eukaryota, Metazoa, Chordata, Actinopteri, Pleuronectiformes, Cynoglossidae. The transcript is spliced from 4 exons.
AUGUCCUCAGCCAAUCCUAGUCCACAGUGUGAUCUCAGCGCUGGCUGGACACCAUUCGGCUCAAACUGCUACAAGUUCAAGGCCGACGCCAGGAAGACUUGGAACGCUGCCAGACAUGAUUGUGUGCAAGAAGGAGGAGACCUGGUGUCCAUAGUCAACACAGAAGAGCAGCAGUUCCUGCUGGGACAGUUGGACAAUUCAAUGUUGGACCCUUGGAUUGGAUUCUCCACACUGACGUGCACCCAGAUUUCUUGUCAAGUUACUGCAGGAAACACCCAGUUUAAAUGGUCUGACUCAGUCACAGCCUCUUACACAAACUGGGCUACUGGUGAACCUACGGUUGAUCAGCAGUCAGGCUCAUGUGCUGCAGUCAUCAAAGAUUCAUCUGGUGAUUAUGGGAAAUGGCGCUCACACCAGUGCAGAUAUGAGCGCCCAUACAUGUGUAAACGACCACUAAACACCAUUUGUCCUUCUGGCUGGCUGAGCUUCUCUGGCAGUUGUUACUGGUUGGUCAGUAAUAUUAAUCUUCUGACCACAUGGCACGAGGCCUUCACCAGGUGCUCUGAUGUGGGGGCUCACUUACUCAUCAUCAACAGGUAUGAACUGACUUUACUGUUAGCAUUGCUGAUGUUAAAACCCCAUUUACUUGUAUCUUAAUCCCAUAUUAAAACUGGUCUGUAACUGCUAACAAAUUAAUAAAAUACCAUAAACAUCUGUGAUAUACUGUAGCUAUGCUGUCAAGUAGCUAUUUUAAGAACUAAUAUACACUAAUACAAUGCAUGAAAUAUCAUAAAAUAAGCAUUUUACAAAAUUCUGAGAAACAGAAAUGUAAGAGCUUAAUUUCAGACAAACUUAGAACUUUUUUUUCCCCCCAUCUGGCCUCCUUCAAUUCUCGAAAAAAUUGAAAAUGUAUAUAUAAAAGUAUGCCAUUAGUCUUAGGGGUACAGUAAAGGCAGUUUCCAUAGCCCAGGUUAGCUACAUGUGCUAUCUUUGUAGCUUCUUUGGGGUUUAAACAGUAGCUUAGCAUCAUCUGACACAUAUGUCCAUACUUCCUGUAGCCCCAUUGGAAAUGUCAUAAAUGGUUGAUUUUCAUAAAAUUUUAUCAAUUCGUUUUUAUUACACAAUUCAGCAUAAACAUAACUCGAGUUUUCAGAACUUAAACAUUCCCUCAAAGAAGCUAGCAGGCUAAGUGGCUAAACUAUAUCAUGAAGUUGGUGUUUGAAAGCAGGCUACAGAACCUCAGUACAGUUUACUCUGAGUAUAAAAAAGUCUAAACUAGAAGACAAGG